CCCUAUCAACACCUGUGUUCAUUCCAGUGUCACGUUUCACAUGCAGCGAGGAGACACACGUCCUUCCUCCUUCCUCCUUCCUCCUCCUCAGCGGUCUGUCUCGUCGUUUUCCUCCGGAGCCGAGCGGGGUGUUGCUGAGUGAGCUCGCCCCUCCGGAUAGUGGUCCGACUGUUUUGGACUUCGAGCUGGUUAGCGUUAGCCCAAACUUAGCUCCUCGCUCGCAGUUCUAGCCUGGCACACAGAGGUACUUCCUGUUUAGCCUUGCGUUCACCUGUCCUGAGGGCUAGCUGCUUGUCUACAGGCUGCCUUCCUACGGAGCUGGGAGGACAGGAGAGGGAAGGGGAGAGCUUUAACCCUGGUCUCCCCAGCCGACUCUGAGUAAACCAGCCAUGGACGACAGCUCCUCGCUUGGAAAAGUCAGCAGCUCUACAGAGUCCGUGGCCACCGUCACCAGUGAGGAGUUUGUUCUGGUACAGUCCAGUGCCGCCGGGUCACCGCAAGGCUCUGGGGGCAAACCGAGACUCAAGAUGUCUUGGAAUGGGAGUGAGCAGCUGGAGAAAGCUAUGGAGGAGGUGUUGGAUGAUGAUGAUGAGGUGAAGGUGGAGAAGAGCAGUGUAGAAAAGAUGGAGAAGCACAGCGACCCAGAGAGCCGCGCCCUGGAGUCCGGACCUGCAGAAGCAUGUCCAGCACCUUUCAGCCCCACAGUGCUGGAGGAGGACAGUGUCCAAUUCAACAAGCUGUCCUACCUGGGCUGCACCUGGGUCAAAGCCCCUCGCAACGAGGCAGAGGCACAGAGGGCCAUGGCCACCCUGCGGGCUGAAAGUGCCAUCCCUAUCCCCAUCACCUUACACGUCCCCUGCGGACCAGAGGGCUCUGUCAGGAUUGUGGACCAGGCCUCGGGCACAGAGAUUGCCUCCUUUCCCAUUUACAAGGUGUUGUUUUGUGCUCGUGGGCGGGAGGGUUCGGUGGAAAGUGACUGUUUCUCCUUCACCGAGAGUUACCGGAGCUCUGAGGACUUUCAGAUUCACGUCUUCUCCUGCCACAUCAAGGAGGCUGUCAGUCGUAUCCUGUACAGUUUCUCUACAGCCUUUCGCCGUUCUUCACGGCCGGCAGACAUCAGGGACACGGCACUGUCCAGUCCACCCGACAGCGACCUCUACACCUUCACUGUCACACUUGAGAUCAAAGAAGAUGAUGGCAAGGGCAACUAUAGUCCAGUGCCUAAGGACAGAGAUAAGUUCUACUUCAAGCUGCGACAGGGCAUUCAGAAGAAGGUUGUGGUUUCAGUUCAACAAAUGUGCAACAAGGAACUGGGCAUCGAGAGGUGUUUUGGGAUGCUGCUGAGUGCAGGACAGAAAGUCUGCAACAGCGACAUGCAUCUACUAGACAUGGAGUCGAUGGGGAAGAGCUCUGAUGGGAAGGCCUAUGUGAUCACAGGAACAUGGAACCCCAACAUGCCAGCCUUCCAGCUGCUGAAUGAAGACACACCUAAAGAUAAGCAGGUCUACAUGACAGUGGCAGCGGACUUGGUAGUCACAGAGGUGGUGGAGCCAGUUCGCUUCCUGCUGGAAACUCUGGUCAGGGUGUAUCCAUCAAAUGAACGCUUCUGGUACUUCAGCCGCAAGACCUUCAGUGAGACCUUCUACCUCAAGCUCAGACAGCAGGCACCAGAGAGGGUGGGUCAGAGUGAUGCUGUUUAUGAGGUGGUGAGUCUUCAGAGGGAGGCAGAGAGAAGCAAUGCAGAAAGAGGACGACUGGCCUCGCCCACUGAGGAAGAGGAGGCUGAUGAAGAUAGUGACAGUGAAAUUUCCAGUGGGACAGGAGAUGUUUCCAAAGACUGUCCUGAGAAAAUCCUAGAGUCAUGGGGAGGAAUCCUUAAUAGAUGGCAUGGGAACCUGUCCACUCGUCCGAAGGGUUUGCCCUCGUUGGUUCGCAGUGGCAUUCCUGAGCCACUCAGAGCUGAAGUCUGGCAGCUGCUGGCCGGUUGCCACGACAACCAUGACCUGCUUGAGCACUACCGCAUCCUCAUCACCAAGGACUCUGCUCAGGAAGGUGUCAUCACCCGGGACAUCCACCGCACCUUCCCUGCACACGACUACUUCAAGGAUUCUGACGGAGAUGGACAGGAUUCACUGUACAAGAUCUGUAAGGCCUACUCUGUCUAUGAUGAGGAGAUUGGUUAUUGCCAGGGUCAGUCCUUCCUCGCUGCUGUUCUCCUGCUGCACAUGCCUGAGGAGCAGGCCUUCUGUGUGUUGGUGAAAAUCAUGUAUGAGUAUGGCCUCAGAGCUCUCUACAAAAACAACUUUGAGGAUCUUCACUGCAAGUUCUACCAGCUGGAGAGGCUGAUGCAGGAACAGCUUCCAGACCUGUGGUCCCACUUCCAGGAUCUGAACCUGGAGGCACACAUGUACGCCUCCCAGUGGUUCCUCACCCUCUUCACUGCCAAGUUCCCCCUGUGCAUGGUUUUCCACAUCACUGACCUGCUGCUCUGUGAGGGUCUGAACAUCAUCUUCAAUGUAGCCCUGGCCUUGCUCAAGACAUCUAAAGAGGACCUCUUGCAGGCAGACUUCGAAGGGGCUCUCAAGUUCUUCAGAGUCCAGCUCCCUAAACGCUACAGAGCUGCGGAAAAUGCCCGCAGGCUUAUGGAGCAGGCCUGCAACAUCAAGGUUCCAACCAAAAAGCUGAAGAAGUUUGAGAAGGAAUAUCAAACACUAAGAGAGAGCCAGCUGCAACAAGAGGACCCUAUCGACCGAUACCAGAGGGAGAAUCGUCGUCUUCAGGAGGCCAGUAUGCGUCUGGAACAGGAGAAUGACGACUUGGCCCAUGAACUGGUGACCAGCAAGAUUGCUCUUCGGAACGACCUUGACCAGGCAGAAGACAAGGCCGACGUUUUAAACAAAGAGCUGCUGAGCACCAAGCAACGUCUGGUGGAGACUGAGGAGGAAAAGAGACAACAGGAGGAAGAGACGGCUCAGCUAAAGGAAGUGUUCAGGAGGGAGCUAGAAAAAGCCGAGCUGGAGAUCAAGAAAACCACAGCGAUCAUAGCUGAAUACAAACAGAUCUGCUCCCAGCUGAGCACCAGGCUGGAAAAACAGCAGGCGGCAACAAAAGAAGAGCUGGACAUUGUCAGGAGUAAAGUAAUGGGCUGUGAGCACUGCAGGGAUCUGUUUAGCACCCUGGGAUCCCUCCAGGCGUCAUCCCCCGGCAGGGACAAGACAUCCACUGAGCCGCUGGACGAAGAGAAAGACGGACUGAAGGAGCAGCUGAGGCAGCUGGAGCUGGAGCUGGCACAGACCAAACUGCAACUGGUGGAGGCAAAGUGCCGCAUCCAGGAGCUUGAGCACCAGCGGGGAGUCCUGAUGAACGAGAUCCAGGCGGCCAAGAACUCUUGGCUCAGCAAGACUCUGGGCUCCCUGAAGAGCUCUGCCUCCUCUUCCUCCAGCUCCACGUCCCAGACCCCGUCCUCUCCAAAGGAGGGCCCUGCCUAGACGACCCUCUCUUCAUCUUUCUGUCUCCCUUCAGGAUGCACACUAGAGCUAAGGAACACGAGUUGAAGAAACAAGCAGCGGAGAAAUGCAGUAUUCCUUUUUUCAGCUGGUGGCAAUGCAGAGCUCACCAGCUUCUUGGACUGCAAAUAGCUGAAAAGAUGAGAGAGUGGCAGAGGACUGGAUGAGCCACCUGUCUUUCACUUAAUGUUUACGUUUGAGUGAACUAAAAAGUGUCUGUUGACCUUCUCUGUUUCACAGGUGAUGAGACAGGUGACAGUGAAUCAUCAGUGAAACUUGAAGUUGAUUCAAAGUUCAGUGAUUGAUGCUGAAACCGUUUUGUUGAGUUAGAUUUCUAAACUCUCAUUAUAAGGUAGCUGAAUUAACAUGAGACAAGGGCAUCCUUUAUGUAGGUUAAUAAUGUAGCUCCACCCUGUGGGCAGACAUUGCUACUGCAGUUAUAGUCAUUUUGCGUGAGAUUAUGUUUUUAGGUAGCCGAGAAUUAAACUUGCAGUCAGUCUCACAAUUUGAACAAUAUUUUCAGCUAUACUGAUACAGCAACAGCUGCAGAGAUCUUAUAAGUUUACUGCAUAGAAAUAUAGCUAUCUACAUUAAUCAUCUUCAGCACAGCAAAGCCACUUUGAAAAAGGAAUACUGCAUUCAGAGUCUCAAACAAGAACAACAUAAAAAGUUGUAUUUCUUUAUAGUAAUAUAACGUAAACAAUGUUGUCAUAUAAAUAUGUAUAACUAAUUAUUGAUUUUUGUAAUAAUCUUGUACAGUUCUUUAAGAGAAGAAAAAAAAAACACAAGGAAAGGUUAUUUGUUAAUUUUUUUUUUACUGUUUGGAAUUUGAAUGUCAUCUCUCUAGAUGUUGAUGUAAGCACAGUGUGUGAUUGAUCCGGUCGAGUCCAAAUUCCGAAGAGCCAAAGUGACAACCUGCAGAUUAAUGUGCUUCAUGUUGGCACUGUUUCCUCAGUCAUGGGUUGAACUGACUCAAGGUGUGUAACACCACUCUAAAUUUUGUUAAAUUUCUUUUUAAGAACCCACUUACAGAUCAUACCUGUGAGUAUUUAAUUGGCUUUUUUGUGUGUCACUGCAUUCGGAUUUCUAACAUACCAUCAUUUUGUGCAGUUUGAUUAGCUGUGAUCACAGGAGAAAUCAGCUCUCUUUUCCAUUUCUGUGUCACAUCUUUUUUUUAAUACUUUUACCUUAUGUUUGAAACUUUUAAUGACUCAAGUGGAAUACGUAUUUGCCACACCUCUUCAGUUUAGUGCUGAUAAUGUGAAGUCUCCAAAGUGGUUUUAAAAAAAUGUUCAAGCUACUUAAAACAUUUUGUUCUAAGUUGAACAAAUGUCUCUGGUGUCUGCAGUUAUUACAGUUGAAGAUGUCAGGGCUUGUGUUUCUCGUUCAGAAUAAGCCAUUUUUGGCAUCGUGUUCUUUUACAGGCCCAGAUAAUCCAUCACAGUAAUCAUGGAUAAACUGAGUGUAUCUGUCUGUGUCAUGUAACACCAUGUAGACAACACCCACAGAAAGAGCUGGAAGACUUUACCCGUUCAUGCCUGUUACUGUCAUCAACAUUCACUGUAGAUACCAUAGUCAGCACAUUUAAUUAGGUAAUUUUAUAAUAUAGUAAAGGCUUGAAGGUAUCUGUUACAUAGCACAAUUCAUCCUUAAACAUCUAGCAUUACAUUAAGAAGCAAGAUUAAGUUGCAAUAUUCCCCCAUCAUUGCCAAAUAAUCCUAAAGUCAUUUGCACAGCUGUGCCAACACUUUCUUUGCCCUCUGUCGUGAUAAAAUACAAUUUUUAACUAAUUGUUUACACAAUGAGCACAGUAUUUGGAUAUCUAAAUCUUCCCUGUGUCAGUCGUGGACUGUUGUAUCUGUUGCUCAGUGCUGUAUUGAAUGAUACCUUACCUCUUUAAUGAUGUGCAGGUAAAUUGGAUUGUUGUGAAAAUUACAUAUGCUUGACAAAUUAAGAUCUCACUUAUAGUAACAUGGGAUUACUUUAUCUUUAGCCAAGGAAAGUGUAAGUAAGAUGAACAGCAGGUGGAAAUAGCUUUAUUGAUUUUAAAAGAAAAGAAAAAACUAAUACUUAUUACAUAACUGGUUGCUGAAAUCUACAGUAGGUGUGAGGACCUUGCAGAUAUUAGGUUGGUAAGUUGAUAAAUACAACAAUUAGCCAAAAGGUCUGUGCAGUUAGCAGGCAGAGCGCUGCAGUCUAGGUGCCAAAUGUCCUGCUCUAUUCUCCACUCACGUUGUCACUGGAAUCGGCCUUUGGACUCUGACCAUGCCCACGUGUAAUUGUUUAUGUGUGAGUGUGUGUUUUUGGAAGUGUGUAUGUAUGUAGGUGUGUGUUCUGCACUGUAACUCCAGUGGUUGAAGUUGAAAUGGUUUCUUCUUCACGUGGCUGCCUUUUCUGUUGAUGACUGAAGCCUGUUGGCUGAUGAGAGGAACGCCAUCUGACAGUUUGAAAUGUCAGAGAGCGUCAGCUGUGCCAUAAGAGCCUCCCCCUCUGCUCCGUCCCCAAUGGUCUUCCUCCGUACUCCCAACCACCUGAACCAACCUCGCCAACAACAACCAUGUCAUCUGAUCUUACAGACAGAUCUGCUGAAUAUCCUUUUCAGCAGCCUGUUUCACACAUUUCCACCAGGAGCCUCCCAGUAACACCACUGUUCUCUCGCUGGUGGCCACUGAGCCGCUUCACUGGAGGAAAUGCAUCAAUAUCAUGGUAAAGGGAGAAAAAGGAAGCCGACGGGCUGAAUAUCAUUGAAUUCCAGGUGUGUUUUGCAUUUCCAGGACAUUCCUUCUUCACUACUGUGCAUCAUUGUCGUUGGUCACGUGUGACAUUUACAAAGUCAAACAACCAGUUUUAUGUAAACUGUGGCCAAGAGUGGAGAAAGCUCCUCGUCUUUUAUGUGCACUAAAGCAACAUUGAUAUUUUAAACACUAUUUCAAGAUGUGUUUUUGUUUGUUUAAAAGUUAUCCUGAUCACAGAGCAUAAUUAUUUUUUAACUGAUGAUUAUCGUCGCUGAGAGGACAGCUGCCAAUUUAUAAUCCGCUAUACUUAACAGCUAAUUUCAAUGAUGCAAAAGAGGGCAGUGAGUCGGAUUAGAGGUGUGAUGUGCGUUGUGUAGUUUACAGUCUGCUGUAAUACCACAGUCCUGUUACACGGGGAGGGACUGCUCCUCCGUUGGUCCGACUCCAACACUGUUUGUUGUACAGUAACUGUCUGACCUGCAUUAAUAAAUUUCAGUUUCUCUGUUCAUUCA
Messenger RNA from Morone saxatilis (striped sea-bass), 6753 nucleotides. It is a transcript of the gene rabgap1l, whose product is annotated as RAB GTPase activating protein 1-like. The record is from RefSeq and is a predicted model, not a curated record. Bases 390 to 3488 code for a protein of 1032 amino acids. Lineage: Eukaryota; Metazoa; Chordata; Actinopteri; Moronidae. The transcript has 26 exons.